UCUGAAGAAGCUGAUCUUUCCCAGCGUUAGACGGUGCGGAAGAAGAGAGGGAGCCAAAAGGUACGUGAAAUGAAUGAGUCCUGCUGGGAGAAAUCUCAAGGCGCUGCUUGUGUUCUCCACCAUCUGGACUUGCUGUCAACAGAAGAAGGUUGGAGACUUCAUCUACUGUGAGUCAACCCAAGCAGAAGGACAUCAAACUGGUAUGUCAGAAGCACAGUGGGAAUCUGCCCUGCGCACAAGCGAUUACACUCAACGCAGAACUAUAAAAACGGUUGCUAUUGACAGGGCAUCAAAAUGUUCAAGGGGAACCGAGAGAACUAAAAGAAUUGAUCCCCACAAACCUUGAGCGAGAUCUCAAUUGGAAGGAGACGCCAACACUGGUUUGACUGCCGAGGUGUUUUUGAUCAACAGGGGUGAUAUUUGGACAAUACGAAUACCUACAUAGGACGGCUGACUGCGGCUCAGUAUGACCUCCUUCGCCAGUCUACAGUCAGACGUCAAUAUCACCAACUUCACCCUGCAGAGUGCCUUAGAGGUGAAGCCUAAUGAGACCACCAUCAUUCAUAUAGAGGUCCAUAAGGGGGUCUUCUUGUUCCUGUGCCUGCUCAGCCUUCUGGAGAACAUCUUGGUAGUCGUGGCUAUUGCAAAAAACCACAACCUCCAUUCUCCUAUGUACUAUUUUAUCUGCUGCCUGGCUGCGUCCGACAUGUUAGUCAGUAUCAGCAACCUUAUAGAAACUCUCAUCCUGAUCCUUCUCCGCCAUGCCGUCAUCGAGUAUAAUGAACCCAUGGUCAAAAUGAUGGAUAACGUUGUCGACACAAUGAUUCUCUGCUCCUUGGUGACGUCGCUCUCGUUCCUGGGGGCUAUCGCGGUGGACCGCUACGUCACAAUCUUCUACGCUUUGAGAUACCAUAGCAUUAUAACCCAAUGUAGGGUGGUCAGCGCCAUCACUGGGAUCUGGGUGGCCAGCAUGGCUUGCAGCAUUACGUUCAUAGUGUUUUCGGACAGCCACAUUGUCAUCUUGUGUCUUAUUGCGUUCUUUAUCUCCAUGCUCCUCUUAAUGCUGGGUCUCUACAUCCACAUGUUCGUUCUAGCAAGAAAACAUUCCCAUAUCAUUAUGGCCCAGCAAAAAGGAGUGCGAAGAGGAUUCUCUCCGCAUCAAGCCGUCGCCAAACUCCGAGGAGCUAUCACCCUGACUUUGCUGCUUGGCAUCUUCUUUCUGUGCUGGGGACCCUUUUUCCUCCACCUCACCCUAAUUGUGUCCUGUCCUAAGCACCCCAUCUGCCGUGAAUACUUCAAGUACUUCAACAUUACCUUCGUCCUUAUGAUUUUUAACUCCAUUAUUGACCCUAUCAUCUACGCGUUUCGAAGCCGGGAGCUGAGAAAAACCCUGAAGGACAUUGUGCUGUGUUGUUCCCAAUGACGGUACAAGGGGGAUGGAGGGGACAUCUGAACUUCUUCACCUCUCCUUCCCCCAAAAAUGUACUAUUGACUUUUCCGAGGUACACAAAAAAGGAUGCCACAGAGAGACAGCGGGUAAAUAACCAUUAUCACUGGGUAUCAAUUCAACUAUGGACAGAGAUAAAGUUACUUCUGAGGAUCAUGGUUGGCCCUGCAUUCUGCUCCAUCAUCUGCCUAGAAGGAACCCCUUUUUGACUCCAGCAGAUGCCAGUAUGAGGGAGAAGAGUCGCCUGUACAUAGGAAAUAAACUCACUGACCUGUCCGUGGCUACGGGUGUCCCGUUGAUCAUAUUUUAGGGUUGGGAGGGACCAUCUGAAUCACUGGAA
Bufo gargarizans (Asiatic toad) is the source of this 1787-nucleotide messenger RNA. RefSeq names its product melanocortin 1 receptor (gene MC1R). The transcript has 2 exons. The coding region runs from base 467 to 1423 and encodes 318 amino acids. Lineage: Eukaryota; Metazoa; Chordata; Amphibia; Anura; Bufonidae. Gene Ontology annotation, biological process: G protein-coupled receptor signaling pathway. Gene Ontology annotation, cellular component: membrane. Gene Ontology annotation, molecular function: melanocyte-stimulating hormone receptor activity. The record is from RefSeq and is a predicted model, not a curated record.